Molecule: messenger RNA, 894 nt
Organism: Dracunculus medinensis (Guinea worm)
Lineage: Eukaryota; Metazoa; Nematoda; Chromadorea; Rhabditida; Dracunculidae
Source: the annotation of a GenBank genome assembly
AUGGCGGGGCUAAGUGAAGGGUGGGGAAGGUUUGCGGGGAAAGAAGAAAAAAGAAAAGAGGGAGAAAGAGGAAAAAUGCCGAAAAAGAAAACGGGCGCUCGAAAAAAGGCUGAAAAGCAGCGUGAAAUUCAAAAAAAAAUCCGUGCAAAUGUGCAGAAAGAACUCGCUUUACAUCCAUGCAACUUAUUGAUGCACUGCGAUCAGUGCGAGCACGAUCAAAAGUCUCGAGCAUUUUGUUAUUUUUGUGGUGCUGUUAACAAAUCGCCAAUUUGUUGCGCUUGUGGCAAACAAAAAUGUAUGAUGAGAAGUGGUGAUUGUGUGGUCAAACACGGUGGAAAACAUACGACAGGCAUGCAAAUGGUCGGUGCAAUUUGUGAUUUUUGUGAAGCAUUUAUAUGUCAUGGUAUGAAUUGCUUAACUACGCAUGCAUGUUCAUGUCCUCUUCGCGAUGCUGAAUGUAUUGAAUGCAAACGAGGUGUUUGGGAUCAUGGAGGUCGAAUAUAUCGAUGUUCAUUUUGUAAUGUGUUUUUAUGCGAGGAUGAUCAAUUUGAGCAUCAGGCAAGUUGCCAGCAACUCGACAGUGAAAAUUAUAAAUGUAUUUCUUGUAAUCGGCUUGGACAGUACACGUGUAUGCGAUGUAAGAUUUGCUUUUGCGAUGAUCAUGUAAAAAGGAAAGGCGUAAAAUACGAUAAAAAUGUAAGGGAAAUACCAUGUCCAAAAUGCGGUUAUGCAACAAGUGAAACAAAAGAUUUCAGCGUUUCCGUUCGUCGACAUACUUUUGGUCGUCAAAUGUUGGCUGAUUAUGAUGAUUCUGAAGAUAGCGGCGAUGAUGAUAAUAGUUAUUGUUCACCAACUGACGAAGAAAGUUCUUGUGAUGAACCUACUACCAGUUAA